Lactuca saligna is the source of this 780-nucleotide messenger RNA. The record is from the annotation of a GenBank genome assembly. NCBI's taxonomy places the organism in Eukaryota, Viridiplantae, Streptophyta, Magnoliopsida, Asterales, Asteraceae.
AUGAGAGUAGGAGGGGUUUCGGAGACGAACACGUCAUCAACUCUGUCAGAAUCUGAAUCUGUUCAUGUAAAUGUAUCUGCGUCUGCAACUGCUUCUCCAUCUUCAUCCACAGUAGCUUCUCCAAGUGGAAAACGGAGUAGGGAUCCUGAAGAUGAGGUUUACGUCGACAAUCUUCACUCCCAUAAACGUUAUCUCAGCGAGAUAAUGGCUUCCAGCUUAAAUGGGCUAUCAGUGGGAGACCCCCUUCCUGAAAACCUGAUGGAUUCUCCAGCAAGAUCUGACAGCAUGUUUUAUCUAAGGGAUGAACUGGCAUUGCAGUAUUCACCAAUGUCAGAAGACCUGGACGAGUUCAGAUACUGUGAAAGCAAUGCAUGCUCACCAUCACCAUCACCAUCACAAACAGAUAGCCAACCAACCAGCCCAGUUUCUCCUUACAGAUUCCAGAAGCUUCCAAGCACCUUCUCACCUGGACCCACCACCACCAGCAGUUACUACCCACCACCACCACCAGCUUCACAGGCAAGGCAAAGAGGAUCCGACUCAGAAGGGCGGUUCCCUUCAUCUCCAAGUGACAUAUGCCACUCUGCUGACUUGCGGAGGGCUGCAUUGUUGAGGUCUGUGCAGAUGAGGACUCAGCCAUCUCAGUUUGAAGAGCCACUGCCAUUGCCAUGCCCUUUUAAUGUCAAGUCUUUGGUUCAUGAGAUUGAUACCGAGUGUUCCAUGCAUGGAAAGUCUUGUAGGGUGUUGACCAUGAACAUCAAAGGAGAUGAUGAUUCAUGA